UCGAGGGUGUUUUUGGCUCUUUUUUUUUUUUUUUUUCUCCAGCCGAGAGGACGCGGCUGUGAUACGAAGAUCUUGUGUGGACAGUAAUGACCUCACGUUUCCGAUUGCCUGCUGGCAGAACCUACAAUGUACGAGCAUCAGAGUUGGCCCGAGACAGACAGCAUACAGAGGUUGUUUGCAACAUCCUUCUUCUGGAUAAUACUGUACAAGCUUUCAGAGUUAAUAAACACGAUCAGGGGCAAGUUUUGUUGGAUAUAGUCUUCAAGCAUCUUGAUUUGACUGAACGAGACUAUUUUGGAUUACAGUUGGCUGAUGAUUCUACAGAUAAUCCAAAGUGGCUGGAUCCAAACAAACCAAUAAGGAAGCAGCUAAAGAAACUACUUUUAUUAAUUUUAGGAGGAUCUCCUUACAGUUUGAACUUUAGAGUCAAAUUUUUUGUAAGUGACCCCAACAAGUUACAAGAAGAGUAUACAAGGUACCAGUAUUUUUUGCAAAUUAAACAAGACAUUCUUACUGGAAGAUUGCCUUGUCCUUACAAUACUGCUGCCCUUUUAGCUUCAUAUGCUAUUCAAUCUGAACUUGGAGACUACAAUCAAUCAGAAAAUUUGCCAGGCUACCUCUCAGAGUAUUCUUUCAUUCCUAAUCAACCUCAAGAUUUUGAAAAGGAAGUUGCAAAAUUGCAUCAACAACAUAUAGGCUCAUCUCCUGCAGAAGCAGAAUUUAAUUACCUAAAUACAGCACGUACCUUAGAACUCUAUGGAGUUGAAUUCCACUAUGCAAGGGAUCAAAGUAACAAUGAAAUUAUGAUUGGAGUGAUGUCAGGAGGAAUUCUGAUAUAUAAGAACAGGGUACGAAUGAAUACUUUUCCAUGGUUGAAGAUUGUAAAAAUUUCUUUUAAGUGCAAGCAGUUUUUUAUUCAACUUAGAAAAGAGUUGCACGAGUCUAGAGAAACAUUACUGGGAUUUAAUAUGGUGAACUACAGAGCAUGCAAAAAUUUGUGGAAAGCAUGUGUAGAACAUCACACAUUCUUCCGUUUGGACAGACCACUUCCACCUCAAAAGAAUUUUUUUGCACAUUAUUUUACAUUAGGUUCGAAAUUCCGGUACUGUGGCAGAACUGAAGUCCAGUCAGUUCAAUAUGGCAAAGAAAAAGCAAAUAAAGACAGGGUGUUUGCAAGAUCCCCUAGUAAGCCAUUGGCACGGAAAUUAAUGGAUUGGGAAGUAGUAAGCAGAAAUUCAGUAUCUGAUGACAGGUUAGAAACACAAAGCCUUCCAUCAAGAUCUCCACCUGGAACUCCUAAUCACCGAAAUUCUGUAUUCACACAAGAGGGGAACCGGGUACGACCAUCCUCAGUUGGUCAUUUGGUAGACCACGUGGUUCACCCUUCUGCCAGUGAAGUUUUUGUGAAUGAAAGAUCUCCAUCAUCAACACAAGCUAAUAGCAUUGUGCUGGAAUCAUCACCAUCACAAGAAACACCUGAAGAUGGGCAGCCUCCAGCUUUACCACCCAAACAAUCUAAGAAAAACAGUUGGAACCAAAUUUAUUACUCACAUUCUCAACAAGAUCUGGAAAACCAUACUAGUGAAACAUUUGAUGUUCCAUCUUCCCCUGAAAAGUCUACACCUAAUGGUGGUAUUCCACAUGAUAAUCUUGUUCUGAUCAGAAUGAAACCAGAUGAAAAUGGAAGAUUUGGAUUCAAUGUGAAGGGAGGAUAUGAUCAGAAGAUGCCUGUGAUUGUGUCCCGAGUAGCACCAGGAACACCUGCAGACCUCUGUGUCCCUCGAUUGAAUGAAGGGGACCAAGUUGUACUGAUUAAUGGUAGGGACAUUGCAGAGCAUACCCAUGAUCAAGUUGUCCUGUUUAUUAAAGCUAGCUGUGAGAGACAUUCUGGAGAACUUGUGCUUCUAGUUCGACCUAAUGCUGUGUAUGAUGUAGUGGAAGAAAAGUUAGAAAAUGAGCCAGACUUCCAAUACAUUCCUGAGAAAGGCCCACUAGAUAGUAUCCAUCAAGAUGACCACUCUCUGCGGGAGUCAAUGAUCCAGUUAGCUGAGGGGCUUAUCACUGGAACCGUCCUGACACAAUUUGAUCAACUAUAUCGGAAAAAACCUGGAAUGACAAUGUGUUGUGCCAAAUUACCUCAGAACAUUUCCAAAAAUAGAUAUAGAGAUAUUUCACCUUAUGAUGCUACACGGGUUAUUUUAAAAGGCAGUGAAGACUACAUCAAUGCAAACUAUAUAAAUAUGGAAAUUCCUUCUUCAAGUAUCAUUAAUCAGUAUAUUGCUUGUCAAGGUCCAUUACCACAUACUUGUACAGAUUUUUGGCAAAUGACAUGGGAACAGGGCUCCUCCAUGGUUGUAAUGUUGACCACACAAGUUGAACGUGGCAGAGUAAAAUGUCACCAGUAUUGGCCAGAUGCAAUAGGAAGUUCAUCCUAUGGCUGCUACCAAGUCACUUGCCACUCUGAAGAAGGAAACCCUGCCUAUAUCUUCAGGAAGAUGACCCUGUUUAACCAAGAGAAAAAUGAGAGUCGUCAGCUCACUCAGAUCCAGUACAUAGCCUGGCCUGACCAUGGAGUCCCUGAUGAUUCAAGUGACUUUCUGGAUUUUGUUUGUCAUGUACGUAACAAGAGGGCUGGAAAAGAAGAACCUAUUGUUGUUCAUUGCAGUGCUGGAAUUGGAAGGACUGGGGUUCUUAUUACUAUGGAAACAGCCAUGUGUCUCAUUGAAUGCAAUCAACCAGUUUAUCCACUAGACAUUGUAAGAACAAUGAGAGAUCAACGAGCCAUGAUGAUACAAACACCUAGUCAAUAUAGAUUUGUAUGUGAAGCUAUUCUGAAAGUUUAUGAAGAAGGCUUUGUUAAACCCUUAACAACAACAUCAAAUAAAUAAGAAAACAAAAGGUCUGGGAUGUGUGUUGGAAAACUGCUUUUCAUUAUAAUCACAGUGCCAUAAGACUGUUCACAGGAAAUGGCAUCUCACAAAAAAUGAAGAACUCAAAAAUACUUUGAAAGCCUUCAGCACUAUUGCACUUUAUGUUUAGAAAAAUGUCACUCUUGGAGAUCUACAACUCAUAUAUUGGAAGACUAUUUCAUGCUUUGCUCCGAACAAGUAGUGAAUAACUGAGUAUGUUCGGGGUAAUUUUUGAAAUUUUGUGGUGGUGCCAUGCAGUCCCUUUUGGUAAAAUUGCCACAAACAAGGCUCAGAAUUCUCAUCAUCUCUGUUGUACCUGAAUCCUGAAAGCAAGAAGAAACAAACAUCAGGAGUCAGCUCUGGCCUUUGCCAGUUGUUCAUUUACUUACUAAACUGGUUACCAGAUUUUAUUUUUAAGAUUUUAGCAAUACCAUUCUCAAUAUUAGCCAAUACACUGCCUAUGGAUGCAGCACAUCUAUCCCUACACACCCCUGUAAAGACCUGCUGUUCAGAAGAAGAAAGGUGGAAUUUACUUUUCCAGGAAAUGCUGCAUAUUGUCCAUUUACCAGCAUCUUAUAGAAAAUAGAAAGAUGAAUCUACAAAUUUUCUUGGAUUUAGUAAUGUAACUUAUAUUUAUCAUAAAGUUGGCUUAUUCCAAAUCAUGUGAUUUCACAUACUUGAUGUAAAGGAAUGCAUGCAUUGUGUCUUAACCCCUUAAGUGCCUUGAGACAUCUUUGUAUGUCUAAUGAAAAGGCACUCAUUUGACCCCACUAGGAGGUAUGUAUGUAUAUUGUACAUUCUUACAUUUUUAUGCAUUUCAAAUAAGUUCACAUUUUCAAAAACAGCUUCUUGUAUUGAGAGUUAUACAGUCAAAACAUGGCAAGGAAAUCCUGUCUUAGUACUUGUAUUUUGUCAUAAGCCAAGAAAAAGUUUGUAUUCUCUUGAGUGCACGCUCUGCUGCUAUGGAAUUGUUCAAAAUCUAUACAUUCCUUUACUGAAGGACGGGUUACAGUUCAGCAGCUUAACUUUAAAAACAUGCUUUAUUCACAAUUUUGUACUGCUUUGUCCCUAACAUUAGAAGUGAUGUUUAAUAUGCACAUUAGAGAUAAACCUAUUGAUACAGUAAGUUAAAGUAAGAGCAGUUAAUGGGUUGUAGUUUAUUCCUAUCUGUAAGGCAUUACCUUUGGCACUUAUUUCAGUAAUAGCAAGCUUUCUCCCCUUAGGUGUUUUGGUUGGGAUUCUUGAAAAUAAAUACUAUUGACUUAUUUUUACAUGUAACUCUCAAUAGUAAAAUGAGAGUGUUUUGUCAUUUUUGUGUAUAAUUAAAUUCCCCCAGUUUAUGCUUAUUAAGUUAUAAGCAUG
Messenger RNA from Dipodomys spectabilis (banner-tailed kangaroo rat), 4271 nucleotides. RefSeq names its product protein tyrosine phosphatase non-receptor type 4 (gene Ptpn4). Lineage: Eukaryota; Metazoa; Chordata; Mammalia; Rodentia; Heteromyidae. The transcript has 27 exons. Bases 87 to 2888 code for a protein of 933 amino acids. The record is from RefSeq and is a predicted model, not a curated record. Gene Ontology annotation, biological process: protein dephosphorylation. Gene Ontology annotation, molecular function: cytoskeletal protein binding; protein tyrosine phosphatase activity. Gene Ontology annotation, cellular component: cytoplasm; cytoplasmic side of plasma membrane; cytoskeleton.